Molecule: messenger RNA, 1061 nt
Organism: Spodoptera exigua (beet armyworm)
Lineage: Eukaryota; Metazoa; Arthropoda; Insecta; Lepidoptera; Noctuidae
Source: the annotation of a GenBank genome assembly
UACAUAAGUAAUAUGAUAUAAAAGUGAAAUACAAAAAUUAAAUAUUAACAACAACUGUUAAAGCUUUGAAAAACCAAAAUGUCGGGGAAACCACCACCAGCACCUGCUCCAAAGUUCAAUUUACUGCCAAAAAUUGUCAAUGGUGGUAUCGCGGGUAUUGUGGGUGUCUCCAUAGUGUUUCCAAUAGAUUUAGUAAAAACAAGACUUCAAAAUCAAACGAUCGGCCCAAAUGGCGAGAGGCAAUAUAAAAGCAUGCUUGAUUGCUUCAAGCAGACAUACCGAGCAGAAGGUUACUUCGGCAUGUACCGAGGAUCUGGAGUCAACAUCCUACUGAUCACUCCAGAAAAAGCUAUUAAGCUUGCAGCCAAUGACUUUUUCCGCUAUCAUUUGUCUAAGCCAGAUGGAUCCAUAACGCUCCUAAAUCAGAUGAUUGCUGGUGGUUCAGCCGGGGCGUGUCAGAUUGUCAUCACCACGCCUAUGGAACUCCUGAAAAUCCAGAUGCAGGACGCUGGACGUGUCGCAGCACAAAUCAAAGCCGCUGGUGGCAAAGUUGGUAAACGCGUCACAGCCUGGGGACUAACAAAAAAAUUAAUUGCUGAAAAUGGUAUCCUUGGGUUGUACAAGGGUGUGACAGCGACAGCUGGUCGAGACAUCUCCUUCAGUGUAGUCUACUUCCCUACUUUCGCAAUCCUUAGCAAGUUGGGUAUUCGGAAUAAAGAAGACAUAACACCACCAUUUUGGUGGUCAUUCCUUUCGGGCUGCAUUGCGGGAUCUUUUGGUGCUCUGGCAGUCAAUCCAUUGGAUGUUGUUAAGACCCGCAUGCAAACACUCACUAAAGGUAGUGGCGAGCGGCAGUAUACGGGGAUCAUGGAUUGCGUUACGACCACGAUGAAGCACGAAGGCCCGCUAGCAUUCUUCAAGGGCGGCGCUUGCCGUAUGAUGGUGAUCGCCCCUUUGUUCGGCAUCGCCCAGACCGUCUACUACCUCGGUAUCGCGGAGUACUUGCUAGGAUACAAGCGCGACAAAAUUGUCUGAACACACAUCAAAAUCCUGUCUACCCA